CAGAAACCAUCUUGACAUUUUGGGCAGCCCGAGCUGGCCGAACAAGCUUUGGGCUGCGUCAUGAGCGAUUGGCACUGGAUCAACCUGCCGGGUGAUCGCCAUGAGCAGGUGGUGGCAGACUUGGAGGCGCUUCCAGCAUCAGACCGCGGCAGACCUGGAACAGGUCGUGGCAUGAUUGUCAUUCAGACUAACGCUAGGUCAUCCUUCCACGUCAGCUUUAGCCACACGGAGGCUCCCACCCGCGGCACAGAUGUGCCUUGCCUGCGCUUCGUGGUGGGAAAGCGACAGAAUUCCAUGACCUCCGUGGGCCUGGGCAACCCCUACUUGAAGAAGGAGCCCAUUGACUUUACGCGUCAAGCGGACGCUUUGCUCACCGACACGGAGAAGAGUCGAACCUAUUGGUUCCUCUAUGACCGGGAGGUAGCGGUGGCAGCAAUGGGCGUUCAGGCAAAUCCGCAGGCGGACUCGUGCCGGCUCCUGACCCGCUUCAAAGACUGCUUCAGCGGUUUUCGGGAGGAGGUGUGCCAGCAGCUGCGCUACGUCAUCGUGUCCUCGGGCAAGCGCCCCAUCUCCCUGCGGGUGGUGCACAUUGACGCGCCGCCUGACAUCUCCAUCCCUCGAUAUCUGUUCGAUCCAGUUUCAUGGAGGGAGUUGCCGUGGCAAGGGUGCAGCUGCGUGUUCCAGCCGGACGAGGCGCACCUUCAGCUGAUCAAGCGCGCUCAGCAGCUGAUCGCAGCUUCCCCUUUGGGCACGCUUUAUCAGCUGAUAGGACCAGACCACCUGUGCCUCAACGCGGUGCGGUUGCUGGAUCCCUUCCGCCGAACCGAGCUGCAGCGACAGCCGCAGAGCGUCGUGGUGGAGAGCACAGAGGAGGAAGAGUGGAGGGCCUGCUUUGAGGAGGUGGACCGGCGCCUGGUCACCGUCUUCCACUCUGCGCCCUGGACCUUUUGGCCCCUGCGCUUCGAACGCGCCGACUGCACUUCUGUGAGCUUGGCUCCAAUAGGCCCAGGUGCUCAAGAGUGCGUGGGCGCCUGGGUGUCGGCCGUGGAAGCCGCCACGGGGCUUCGGAACAGCGCCACCCACCGGGAGAUGCUGACCUUGGACUUCGCCUACCAGGUCUUUCCUGUGGAAGGCGAGAACGCGGUGCAGGCCAGGAGAGACCUGGCGAGGGAGAUCACGGCCCUGCUUCAGAAGGAGUGGGGCACCAUGGACUUCCGAGAUCCGAAGCUGGCGGUCUGGCAGACCAAGGCCCAUUGGCGGCCUUUCCAGGCCUCCUAUAUACCGACGGCCCCUACGCCCUGAGCCCUGAGGCAGGUCUUGAUUCGGCAGCUUUUCGUUUCACCCCCCGGCGGCCUGAAGAACAGGCUGGCGUGGCCUCCGAAGCGGCG
Messenger RNA from Effrenium voratum, 1388 nucleotides. The record is from the annotation of a GenBank genome assembly. NCBI's taxonomy places the organism in Eukaryota, Dinophyceae, Suessiales, Symbiodiniaceae.